UACCUAAACUGAGAAAUCAGAAUGUGCAGAACAUUAUACACAUUUAACUGAUGAUUGUGUUUUCCUUUCCUUUAGAGAAAACCAACAAUGGACAACUUACAAGCACAACUUUCAGGAAGCUUUUCCUUUGAGCUGAUGGUGUCAUCUAGUAAAAAACAUUGUUCACUGGCAAUUGCUGAAAAUAUGGAAGAUGGUUCAUUAAAGUCUGAUGUUCAAACACCUCCUCAUUAUGCAAUUCCUCCAGUGUACAUGCCACGAGUUCCAUAUGUUGAUGAUGGACAAAUCAAAUUCAAUCCUGAUUUGGCUGUGGGGUCAGGGUCGUUUGGAACGGUGUACUUUGGUUCAUAUCAGGGAACACCAGCAGCAGUAAAGAAGAUUCCUGUUGAUGACAGUAAUGACUUUUUGCAUGAGAUCCUUGUUUGUUUAAGACUUUCUCAUCCAAAUAUUGUUAGAUUCUUGGCUGCUACCAAAAAAGAUCAGUAUAUACUCAUAGCAAAUGAGUAUGUCCAUGGAGCAAGUUUACACGUUGUACUUCACAGUGCAGACAGUCCAGUGAAGGUAUGGAAUGUUCUGUUGUCUUUAACUUGAUAUAACAAGAGUUUUUGACAUUUGAACCUUUUAAAUUAAGUUUUCAAAAAUUAGCAAUGUUUUUACUUGAAAAUAUGCAUUCUAAAAAAGGAUAUUGUUAGUUGUUUUU
This is a messenger RNA of Erpetoichthys calabaricus (reedfish), 697 nucleotides long. Its product is annotated as probable serine/threonine-protein kinase drkB. The transcript has 5 exons. Bases 88 to 588 code for a protein of 166 amino acids. The record is from RefSeq and is a predicted model, not a curated record. Gene Ontology annotation, biological process: protein phosphorylation. Gene Ontology annotation, molecular function: protein kinase activity; ATP binding. Lineage: Eukaryota; Metazoa; Chordata; Cladistia; Polypteriformes; Polypteridae.